Strongylocentrotus purpuratus (purple sea urchin) is the source of this 2187-nucleotide messenger RNA. RefSeq names its product TPR repeat-containing protein DDB_G0287407-like. The record is from RefSeq and is a predicted model, not a curated record. The transcript has 11 exons. The coding region runs from base 96 to 1796 and encodes 566 amino acids. Gene Ontology annotation, cellular component: Cul4-RING E3 ubiquitin ligase complex. NCBI's taxonomy places the organism in Eukaryota, Metazoa, Echinodermata, Echinoidea, Camarodonta, Strongylocentrotidae.
GCCGCGACUUGUGAAGGCACAGUGUUGUUCAAGUAAAAACUUUACCAUCGAUCGUAACCUUCCCUGAAGCUAUAAAGGUGUUUGACUUCUCCAAGAUGGCUGUUGCUGAGCAGUGUCCCAUGGAUGAGAGCAGACAGCUGGAUCCCUAUGAGCAAGACAAGGAAGCACAUGAAUCCUUCAUGAAAAGUAGGAGUAGUAGCCUCUUAGGACGUAAGGAUAUCCUGGAAGAGAUUGACAGGGGGUCCAGGGGGAAGUGUGGCGCCCUCAUUGUUCUUGGUGGACCAGGUAUCGGCAAGUCUUCUCUGCUAGCCAGGGCUGCUGAUGUAGCAUGCUUGAGGGCCGCCAAGGCAAUGCCCAGUGGACAGGGACCUAAUUUGAACGUAUUCUAUCACUUUGUCGGUGCCAUCCCAGGAUCCACUAAUCCAGAGAAAAUGAUCAAAAGACUUCUCAGAGAACUCAAUGUCUGUAAUGACCUUAACAUGCCCAAGGACUAUGAAUCAGCGUGCCAGAUUGCAAGCAGUGCCCUCUCAAACCCAAACACAAGGCCAACACUCAUCGUCAUUGAUGCUCUCGACCAGCUUGAUGAGGACGGAACGGCCUCCGCUUUAAGAUGGUUGCCAUCCAAACUAAGAUGGUUGCCGCCCGAACUUGCACCCCAGGUCUGUUGUGUCUUGUCCAUGAUCAACGAAACCCCUCCUCAUCAUACGCUGAGAGAGAGGAAGAUCAAACGGGUGGAGCUACCCGUCCCCCCUCUAGAGAUGGAAUCCAGAAGGGAGAUUGUAUCAGAGAUCCUAGGUCAGUUCGACAAGCGUCUGGACGAGGAGCAGAUGGUGAGUCUUCUGAGCAAGGAAGCAUCUCAGAACCCUCUCUGGCUGUCUAUCGCUUGUGAAGAGCUCCGAGUCUACGGUGUCUUCUCUAAGGCCACAGACAAGAUCAACACCCUGGCAGAUGGGCUUUUAGAGCUCCUGGCUCAAGUCCUGGAGAGGUUGGAAGCUGAGGGUGGAGGGAGCCUUAUGGUUGCUACCCUGUGUCUCCUGGAGUGCUCCUCCUCUGGUCUCCUGGAGGCUGAGCUACUGGCCAUCCUCGGAGAUGAGGAUAACCUGAUGCCUUCAGAUAAUGGAAAGAACAAAAAGAAAAAAGUGAAACCUGUAUAUAAAGACUGCUCAAGGAAGACAGUCACACGAAAAGUGGUCUUUAUAGGCAGCUGGUCUCUAGAGCAGGUUCUACUUCAUCUUCUAUGUAUUUUGAAAUGUUCAGGUGCCAGCAAGAAGAGGAAAAAAUCCAACAAGCCCCAGCCGCUGACCGCCGUCAAGUGGGCCCGGGUCUACCGUACUCUGCAACCUUUCCUACGACCCUUUGGGGAGAGUGGAGAGGGGCGGCUUGAGUUCUACCACCGCUCCCUCAGCAAGGCAGUCAGAAAGAAGUAUUUCAAUGCCCGGCUGGCUGGGGAAGGAGAGGGCGCUGCCAUGAACGUAACUCUUGUAUGCUGGUGGAACACAAAACUGGCCGAUUACUUUGAAAAUGUGUCUAAUCUGGAGAGGAAAGUUGAGGAAUAUCCAUAUCAACUGAGAAAGUUAGGAGACAAGGAGCGUUUAACUGAAUGCCUCUCUGAUUGGGAUAUGAUCAAGGGUCUGUAUAAUGAAGACCACAGCUCGCAGCUUCUUUCUUACUGGAGACAGAUGGAUGAGAAGUAUGAUACAAUGGCAUCUAAAUACACCGAGAUGAGUGUUGCUAUGUCGAGUGAUGAUCCUAAAAAAACUGCAGAUAAACUCAGCUGCCUUGCACGCAUUCUGUAAGUGCCUAACAAGCUUUAGUACUAUGCAUGUGGUACAUGUACCUUUUAAAGGUAUAAUCUAAAGGUUUUGAUAUGGUUGUAAAUGUACUGCAGUUGAAGUUAUUAGUAAUUAGGCUUAAAAUCUGAAGGAAAAACAUCCUGGGCAGUCGUUAGAAGAAUUAUCGAUAUUCAGAAAGGGGGGAAAAAAGAAUUAGAAAGGGGGAGGGGGGGGGGGGUGGGGGAAAUUAGAAUGGUAAAAAUUAUAUUUGUACUGUGAUUUGAAAGAAAGUAUUUACUGUUGCUGCUACCCAUCAUCUCUCAACUAAUUUUAUACUGACUUGAUUUGUCAAGAUAUAUGCAUGUACAUGUACAGUGUAUAAUACUCAUAAAAUCGUCUGUCUUUGAUUUGUGCA